AUGUCUCGUGGGCUGCAGCAAUCUGAUGAGCGUCGUAUUACGGCCAAACGACUGCAGUAUAACGCGAACGAGCCAACAUCUGGUGCGAUUGAUCUAAGGAUCUCAUCAUGUACUUCCAUGCAAAAUGAAGGUCUUCACAUCAAUCUUACCCCAGGGGAUUCUUCGAAACCCGCAUUUUCUCCGUAUAUACGUGACUGCCCUGGCCUUGACAAAUGGUUUUCACAAUGCAAGCUUUUAAUAUAA
This is a messenger RNA of Protopolystoma xenopodis, 243 nucleotides long. Lineage: Eukaryota; Metazoa; Platyhelminthes; Monogenea; Polystomatidea; Polystomatidae. The record is from the annotation of a GenBank genome assembly.